AGCCCACGUCACUUUCUUCGUCGAUCGCUGUCACACGCCCGGAUCUCAAGAUUGGCGUUGUCCGGAACAAACUUCUUCACACUGCACCAGUCCUUUUCUCUUGCUCGUCUACACCGGCAUAGGACUCUCGACUUCCUAGCCAUCUUCUUCUUCUUCUUCUUCUUCUUCUUUUUCACGCCCAGGCACAGCGCAGCAAGAGCCAGAUAGAGUGCAUCUUAGAGCACGACAGAGGAGAUCGAAAAAGCGUCCCUGGAAGACUUUCUAGGUUUUCCUCACCACUCCGCCGCCAUCCUCGACUCCUCUAUCCUCGCUCGUUGUCUUUGUCGUCAGCAGCACACGCCCUUCUGACGCCCUUGCAACAUGAGCGAACAGGCAGGGUCUCUGUCACCUUCGACAUCGGCGGGUGCGGCGGCGCAGGCGCAGAGCGCGGCUGAGCCGGCAAAUGCGCCUCCUGCGCCUUCGCUCGCGCCCUCGUCGGUCAAGGAAGAAGCACCCGAGGCAGCACCGGCACUUCGCCCUCCUCUCCCAACGACCAAGGACACGGCAGCAGCAGCAGCACCACCACCGGCUGCUGUCAAAGAGGAGCUGCCCGGCACAGCACUUCCUCGAACACCAGCGACGAGUAUCGCCAUGGCAGAGGGGCCGGGGGAAGACGAGAGCGAAGACAGAAAAGAAGAGGAGCAAGAAGGCGAUGGGGCUGCCCCCACUGCUGCCCCUCCCCUCGCAAGGAGAUCUGCGAGUAGCAGUGGCACCGGCGCCGCCUCGGCCAGCAUCGAUCGGGAGCUUCAGAGCGAAAUCGAGGCUGAUCCAGCUCUCUGGGGGCUCAGGCGUUCUGGACGCGCGCCAAAAAAGUCCUACGCAGAUAGCGAAGCUGAUGAGGAUUCUGAGUCGAGCGCCGCGGCGGCUGGUCGCGCACAGAAUGGCAAAAAGAGACCCUCGUCCAAGCUCAACGAAUUCAGCGCCCCCGGCAGCUCCAUCUCGGACGCUGACGACGAUGAGGACAACGACGAAGACGAUGAUGACGAUGACGACGAAGAGUUUGGCGGCGGGGCCAGCAGCAAACGCAAAUCCAACGGGCAUAGGAAAAAGUCAAAGUCAAAGCUGAAGGCAGGCGCCGGUCGCUUCAGACCGUCCGAGGCUGACAUUGAGGCGUCGCGCAUCUCGAGCCGCAAUGGAAAGAAGCUGCCAAACUACAACGAGGACAGCUAUGGACUCGAUUUGAGCGAUGGCGAUGAUCCAUUCGAAGAUGCCGUCGAUAGGCACCGAGGGGGCGAGUCGUUAGAAGAGGAAGAGACAAUAGACGGCGUCUUUGGACAUGAGCGCGAUGAGACGAUGCUCGAUGACCCAGAAGAUGUGCCCACGAGAAACCUCCGAUUCAUCAUCAAGUGGAAGGGGUAUUCGCAUCUACAUGAUACCCACGAGCUCUACGACUUCCUGAGACCUUUCAAGGGCUUCAAGCGAGUGGAAAACUACAUUAAGCAGGUCUGGUUGCCCCGCCAUGAGAUUCUCAAGGACAAGAGCGCGUCCAAGGAAGACAUCGAGGCCAUUGCCAUUGAGGAAGAGAGGCUCAAAGACAUGGUGGAGAGCUACAAGACCGUCGAGAGGAUCAUCAAUCAGCGCAACAAUCCCCCGACAAAGGAGCACCCGCAUCCUCAUGUCGCCUACCUCUGCAAAUGGAAGGGGUUGGCCUACGCCGAGUGCACCUGGGAAGCCGACGAGGACAUUCGCCAGGUGGCCAAGCCUGCCAUCGAGCUGUAUCUGCAGAGAUCCACUUCGCCCCACAUUCCAGCUCGCAGUACUGCCUACGGCAAGGAUCGGCCAAAGUACACGCGUAUGACGGAGCAGCCGGCCUACAUUACAAAAGGUGGCCAGCUCAAGGAAUUCCAGAUGACAGGUCUCAAUUGGUUGGCCUACCUCUGGAGCCGAAACGAGAAUGGGAUCUUGGCAGACGAGAUGGGCUUGGGAAAGACAGUGCAGACUGUAGCCUUUAUCUCGUACCUCUUCCACUCGCUCCACCAGUACGGCCCUUUCCUUGUCGUCGUGCCACUGUCGACAUUGCCGGCCUGGAUGCAACAAUUUGAGCUAUGGGCACCCGACCUCAACUGCAUCGCAUACACGGGCAACAAUCAGAGCAGGGAGAUGAUCAGGUCCUAUGAGUUUGGAUCUUACAAGAAAAUGGGCUGCAACGUUGUCGUGACGACGUACGAAUUCAUCCUCAAGGACCGCGCUGAGCUGUCGCAGAUCAAAUGGCAAUUCCUUGCCGUCGAUGAGGCUCACAGGCUCAAGAACUCCGAAUCGCAGCUGUACGACGCCCUCAAGAGCUUCAAUACGGGGGGCAAGCUUCUCAUCACAGGCACACCGUUGCAGAACAACAUCAAGGAGCUCAUCGCCCUACUUCACUUCUUACGACCCGACGAGUUUGCCCUCGAGGUCGACUUCGACAUUGCAAAUGUCGACCAGACGAUGAUCAACGAGCUGCACAGAAAGCUUGACAACGUCAUGCUUCGUCGGCUGAAGAAAGAUGUCGUCAAGGAGCUACCCACAAAGACGGAGCAGAUCCUCCGCGUGGAGAUGUCGGCGAUGCAGCAAAGGAUGUACAAGGCGAUCCUCACGCGCAACUACUCUGUGCUGAGCGCCGCAUCAUCUGCGCAAAUCAGCCUGCUCAAUGUCGCCGUCGAGCUGAAAAAGGCAUCGAACCAUCCUUACCUAUUUGACGGUACAGAGGUCAGCUCAGACAAGCGCGACGACAUCUUCAAGGGCCUCGUCAUGCAUAGCGGCAAAAUGGUUCUUCUCGACAAGCUCCUGGCGCGACUCAAGCAGGAUGGUCACCGCGUUCUCAUCUUCAGCCAAAUGGUGCGCAUGCUCGACAUCCUCUCCGACUACCUCUCGAUGCGUGGCUACCAGUCCCAGCGUCUUGACGGCACCAUUUCCUCCGAGGUGAGGAAAAAGUCGAUCGAUCACUUCAACGCAGAGGGCUCCCCCGACUUUGCGUUCCUUCUCUCGACGCGUGCGGGUGGACUGGGCAUCAAUCUCGAGACGGCCGACACGGUCAUCAUCUUUGACUCAGACUGGAACCCGCAGAAUGAUCUGCAGGCCAUGGCGAGGGCGCAUCGGCUCAACUCAAAAAACCAUGUCAACGUGUACAGAUUCCUGACAAAGGACACCGUUGAGGAGGACGUGCUUGAGCGAGCAAAGAGAAAGAUGGUUCUCGAGUACGCCGUCAUCCACCAGAUGGACACGUCAGGCACCAACUUUGCGCCAAAGACGGCAGGACAAAAGAGUCAGAACUUUAGCAAAGAAGAGCUUGGCGCGAUUCUCAAAUUCGGAGCCCAGAGUCUGUUCAAGAACGAGAGCGAGGACGGCCAACAGAAGAAGCUGGACGAGAUGGACCUCGAUGCGAUCCUCAAGAACGCAGAGGCCCACGACACAGAAGCAGACCCGACGGGCGCCUCUUCCGGUGGCGAGGCCUUCUUGCAGCAGUUUGCCCAGGUCCAAGACUUCAAGGCCGACGUCUCUUGGGACGACAUCAUCCCGCUGGAGGAACGUCUGAAGGCUGAGGAAGAGGAGCGACAGAAGGCCGUCGAAGAGGCAAAGGCUGCCAGCGCAGGUCGUAGAAAGGCAGCCCAGGUGGCACCCGGCGUGUACGAAAGUGCGAGCGCCGACGCUGACAAUGGUGAUGGUGCUUCGAACCGCUCCAAGUCGCCAGCAGAGAAAUCAUCGAAGAAGGGGGGCUCCGCACCGGCAUCGGCCGGCGCUUCCGGCGGCGCUGCGCGCAAGUCCAAUCCUCAAAAGUCGCUAGAGCUGAGCGAGCGAGACGUGCGCGUCUUGAUCCGAGGCAUCCAUCGAUGGGGCGAUAUGCGCUACCGGCCUGACCCCAUCAUCGAGGAAGGCAGGCUGCAAAAGAAGAACCGGACGGUGCUGCUCGAUGUCGCUGACGAGCUCAUCAAGAUGUGCGAGGAUGCCAUUUCGAGCCACGACCGGGCAUUCAAGGAGAUGACGGAGCGCAAAGAGGAAAUCUCCUCGGCGCUUCGACAAAAGGCUGUUCUAAUCGAGUGCAGAGGCGUGCCUCAGAUCAACGCAGAGACGACGCUGACGCGCCACUAUGGUCUUCGACUCCUCGCCGAGAUCUUGGACCAGACCGAUGAUAAAGACAACUGGCAACUGCCCGUCGACCACAUCAAGACGCCUGUCAACUGGUCUUCGGAGUGGACGGUGGCAGACGACGCCAAGCUCAUGGUGGGCAUCUACCACCACGGCUUCGGCCAGUGGGACUACCUCGAGAAUGAUGAGAGCCUCGGCCUCAAAGAUAAGGUGUUCCUCGACGAAGGCAAAAACAGGCAGGUGGAAAAAGCAGGCGAAGGCACACCCCAAGGCCGCAAUGCCAAGCCGAUUCCCAACGCCAUUCACCUCGUCCGUCGGGGUGACUACCUUCUGCGCUCACUCCGAGAGGCAGCCGAGGCCGAGGAAAAGGACAUGGAUGCGCGUCAGAAAAAGGGCAACCGCAAGCGCUCGCCAGAGGGAGGCGCAAAGGGCUCGCCCAUGCCCAGUGGUUCGUCGUCAAAAAACAAAAAAGCACGCCGCUCGGCUGCGCAAGAGGCAUCUUACGAUUCUGACGAGUCAGACCAGUCCAAUUACUCGAGCAUGGACGAGGGCGAGUGCAAGGAGCUCAUGCGGCCCUGCAAGAAGGAACUUAAAAAGCUCAAGGAAGGUACCGAUCACAUGGAGAGAGACGAAAAAGUGGCGACACUGCGAGAGUGCUUGUCGGCAAUUGGAGGUCAUAUCGAUUUCCUUCUGGCAAAUGACUUCCAAGCGGCAGCUGAAGAGGAAAAGAGGAAGAGAAGACGUCACCUGUGGGCCUUUGCCGCCUUCUUCUGGCCGAAGAAGGUCAAGCCUUCUAAGCUCAAGGGCAUCUUCCAGAAGCUCGUUGGUACGGGUGUCUCGCCUGCUGUCGGUCAGUCGCAGCAGGGACAAGGCCACGGUGGCCCUCCAGCACCGGCUCAGCGGACAGCAUCGUCCUCAUCAGCAACGGCGGCCCACCAAGCUGCCCCUCUCAAUGAGCCGGUAGCUAAGAGAAAAAGCGAGCUGUCGCCUGUGGAUGAGGGAGCAAAGAGGCCGAGGUACUCGGAAUCGUCAUCAACUGCUAGACUCCCUCCUCCCGGUCCCCUAAUCGCUCCUCCUCGCAGCGCAUCCAAUGGCUACUCGCACCCUCGUGAGCCUUACAGUGGCGCUCCCUAUGAUCGACGCGACUAUGUCCAGGACUCUCGCUACCGUGAGCGCGAGCAGUACGAUCGUGAGCACUACGAUCGAGAGCGUGAAUACGAAAGGGAGCGAGAGUACGAGCGCGAAUACGAGGAGAGGCGCUACCGCGACGACAUGGCCCGGCGUUAUGGCCACGACGACAGAUAUGGCCACGAUGAUCGCUACGGCGACCACCGCUACGCCAUGGACUCAAGGGACCGCCGUUGAAUGUUCCUGCGAGCUCACACGAUGAAAGCGCACGAAGAGACGUGAAUUUUACCUGCCUUGUCAUUUCUCGCUUCCAACUUCGCCCCUCCUUCUAGAGCCACAUCUCACUCCUUGUUCUCUUCGCACCGCCCCUUGUCGUCGCCCGUCGUGUUCCAUUAAAUCAUCAAGUGCCUCUCAACUCUCUCAACCUACAUUCAAUUCCCACGUACUCUUGGAACCGUAAUGACAUGCCAUUCUCCCACUACUAU
This is a messenger RNA of Acaromyces ingoldii, 5714 nucleotides long. RefSeq lists its product as hypothetical. Gene Ontology annotation, molecular function: ATP hydrolysis activity; ATP binding; histone binding. Gene Ontology annotation, biological process: nucleosome organization; regulation of transcription by RNA polymerase II. The record is from RefSeq and is a predicted model, not a curated record. Bases 361 to 5466 code for a protein of 1701 amino acids. Lineage: Eukaryota; Fungi; Basidiomycota; Exobasidiomycetes; Exobasidiales; Cryptobasidiaceae. The transcript has 7 exons. Gene Ontology annotation, cellular component: chromatin; nucleus.